AUAGUACCACGACCAACCGAUGACGGAGUAGUGCAUGUAAAAAAAUUUUACAUUACAAAAUUAUAUAUUCUCAGUUUGUAACAGCAUAGAGCAGCGUGUACGAUGUUUAGUUAGAAGAAGUGGUUAUUUAAUAAUCUUUUUUUAUUGUUAUACGCUUUUGUGUGGACAAGACAUGUGAUUUUUAUUGUAAAAAUAUUUGGCCGGGUCAGUUUUUUUUUUAAUUACAAAAUUUUUAUGUUAGAUUGUGUGAAAAAUUUAGUGGUUUUAUUCAUCAUUUUAUAAUAAUUCUGUUUUUUAAAUAUUCAGUUCUAUAGAUAACGAAUGAAAUAUGGACGCUGGAAACAAACGAGAAAAACAAGAGAAUCCUCGUGAAAGAUCGAAUCCUUUAUCGGCAAUAUUUUUUUUAUACACACUGCCAACAUUUUUUAAAGGAUUCAAACAUGAUUUGGAAGAGAACGAUCUGUAUCAACCAUUAAAAGAACAUAGAUCUGAUUAUUUGGGUGAUAAAUUAGCUUUGCUAUGGGAGAAAGAAUUACGUUUAGCUAGUGAAAAAAAACGACAUCCCAGUUUAGGGAAAGUUAUUGUAAAAUGUUUUGGUUGGCAAUUUGUGUGGCUGGGAAUUGUUUUGCUUAUAUUUGAAAUUGGAAUGAGAGUACCACAACCGAUAAUGUUGGGCCGUCUAAUACGAUAUUUUAGUCAAAAUGGUAUACAAGAAAUAAGUACUGGAAACAACAAUAUUACCGAACCAAUGCUUCAACCACUUGCCCUGGGAAAAUUAAUAUCAUACUUUGAAGCAACGCCAAAGGUUUCAGAACAAGAAGCAUACUUUUAUGCUGGAGGAGUCGUUGCUUGUUCAUUUUUUUAUGUGAUAUCAAUACAUCCUUAUAUGUUGGGGAUGUUACAUAUUGGUAUGAAGAUGCGAGUAGCUUGUUGUUCACUUAUUUAUCGAAAGGCACUUCGAUUAAGUAAAACAGCACUUGGUGAAACAACUGCUGGUCAAGUUGUAAAUUUAUUAUCAAACGAUGUCAAUCGGUUUGAUGUUGCCGUUUUAUUUUUACAAAUGUUAUGGGUGGGUCCAUUAGAAACAGUUAUAUGUACAUAUUUUAUGUAUCAAGAAAUUGGUGUAUCUGCAAUUGCUGGUGUAAUUGCACUAUUAUUAUUUAUUCCAUUACAAGCAUGGCUUGGUAAACGUACUUCAAUAUUACGAUUAAAAACAGCCUUACGAACCGAUGAAAGAGUACGUUUAAUGAAUGAGAUUAUAUCUGGAAUUCAAGUAAUUAAAAUGUAUACUUGGGAAAAACCAUUCGCUAAAUUAGUUUCCUUAGCAAGAAGAAAUGAAAUCAAACAAAUACGUUUGAAUUGUUACAUUCGUGGUGUAAUUGUCUCAUUUAUAAUGUUUACAACACGUAUAUCCAUAUUUACCAGUAUACUUGUAUACGUGCUACUGGGAAAUUAUAUAACAGCCGAACAAGUAUUCGUAUUAACGUCAUACUACAAUAUAUUACGUCAAACAAUGACCGUAUUUUUCCCACAAGGUAUUGCACAAUUUGCGGAAGCAAGAGUAUCAAUAAAACGUUUAGAAAAAUUUUUAUUAUAUGAUGAAACUGAAAUUGCCAAAGAAUUGUGGAGUGCUGAGAAUGAAAACAUAAAGAAAAUAAAACAAGCAGCGAAAGAAGCCAAAGAAUCGAAUAAAUUACAACGUUCGAAUCGCCGACGUAGCGAGAGUGUUACAGCUGAUAUUUAUAAAGCAAUUAGUGAAGAUGAUGAAGAAGAUCAUUCGGAUGCUGAAAAUGAAGAAAAACGAUUAUCACGACGAGUAGGUAAUGGUGACGUGCCAAAUGGCGUUAGUAACAAAGGUACCCCUGGUAUCGUAAUGACUAAUGGAUCCGCUAAAUGGACAGUUGACGCUGGUGAAAAUACAUUACAAAAUUUAAAUUUCACUGUUACACCCGGACGAUUGGUAGCUAUUAUUGGACCAGUUGGUAGCGGUAAAACCAGUUUAUUACAUGCAAUUCUUAAGGAAUUGCCAUUGAAUGAAGGUAAUUUAGUUGUAAAUGGUAAAGUAUCAUACGCUUCACAAGAACCGUGGUUAUUUGCUGGAACAGUAAGAUCAAACAUACUAUUUGGUGAACCAAUGGAUCGUAGACGUUAUCGUGAAGUAGUUAAACGUUGUGCCUUAGAACGUGAUUUUACAUUAUUGCCUUACGGAGAUAAAACAAUUGUUGGUGAACGUGGUGUGUCAUUAAGUGGUGGACAACGUGCUCGUAUUAAUUUAGCCCGAGCUGUUUAUCGUGAAGCUGAUAUAUAUUUAUUAGAUGAUCCAUUAUCGGCAGUCGAUACGCAUGUCGGAAAACAUUUAUUCGAGGAUUGUGUAAACUCAUAUUUACGUGAUAAAGUGUGUAUUUUAAUUACACAUCAAUUACAAUAUUUAAAAGAAGUGGAUCAAAUUCUCAUUUUAAAUAAUGGUUCAAUUGAGGCGGAAGGUAGUUUUGAUGAAUUGAAAGAUAGUGGAUUAGAUUUUGCAAAAUUAUUACAAGAAUCAAAAGAAGAAGAAGAAGAAACAACAGAAGUUGCGGCACCAUACUCAAGAACAAGACAAGGUUCAAUACAAAGUAUUGUAUCGUCAAUUGAAGAAAGUCGUGCAGAUGCACCAGCUGUUGUCGAAGAACAACGAGCUAGUGGUAGUGUCGAUGCUUCUGUAUAUAAAGCAUAUUUCGUAAAUGGUGGUAACUGUUGUGUAUUAACUGUAUUGGCUGGAUUAUUUUGUCUUGCACAAAUGGCCGCUAGUGGGGGUGAUUAUUUCAUUACAUAUUGGGUAAAUUUGGAAGAACAUCGAAACAUUACAGAAUCAGCAAAUUUAUUGAAACAAAAUAUUUCAACAACAACAUUUGCACCAUCAAUAAUUGAAAAUGCAACAACAAUACAACCAUUAAUAUUUGUAGAUAAAACACCACAGAAUGCAUCCACAACACCGCCAUUAAUUGAAAUGUUCACUGAUAGUAAAUUUUGGGAGCUAGAUAGAGAAAUGUGUAUAUAUAUUUAUACAAUAAUUACAAUAGCUACAAUUAUCGUAUCAUUAAUACGUUCAUUUUCAUUUUUCAACGUGUGCAUGAAUUCAUCAAUUAAUUUACAUGACGGAAUGUUUAAUAGCAUUACUCGAGCGACCAUGAGAUUCUUUAAUACGAAUUCUUCGGGACGUAUAUUGAAUCGAUUUUCAAAAGAUAUGGGUGCUAUUGAUGAAAUGUUACCAUAUGCUUUAGUCGAUUGUUUACAGAUUGGUUUGGCAUUACUUGGUAUAAUUAUAGUCAUAGCGAUAGUCAAUAUAUGGUUAUUACUGCCUACAAUUUUUGUUGGUUUUAUUUUCUAUUUACUUCGAAUUUUCUAUUUAUCAACAAGUCGUAGUGUUAAACGAUUAGAAGGAACUACAAGAAGUCCUGUUUUUGCUCAUUUAAAUGCUUCAUUACAAGGUUUAACUACAAUUCGUGCAUUUGAAGCAGAAAAAAUAUUAAUUUACGAAUUUGAUCGUCAUCAAGAUUUGCAUAGUGGCGCUUGGUAUUUAUUCAUUGCAACAUCACGUGCUUUUGGAUUUUGGUUGGAUCUUGUUUGUAUUAUUUACAUUGCUGUUGUUACAAUGAGCUUUUUGAUACUUGGAACAGAAACCUUUGGAGGAAAUGUUGGUUUGGCCAUAACGCAAAGUAUCAGUUUAACUGGCAUGUUCCAGUGGGGUAUGAGACAAUCAACUGAAUUAGAAAAUCAAAUGACAUCCGUUGAACGAGUAUUAGAAUAUCAAGAUUUAGAAAGUGAACCAGCAUUAGAGUCUGAGCCUGAUAGAAAACCGCCACCAAGUUGGCCAUCAAAAGGAGAAGUCGAAUUUCGUAAUGUAUAUUUACGUUACUCACCGAUGGACCCACCUGUAUUAAGACAUUUAAGUUUUCGAAUUUUACCAAAGCAAAAAGUUGGUAUUGUUGGUCGCACUGGUGCUGGAAAAUCGUCGUUAAUAAAUGCAUUAUUCCGAUUAACAGAUUUAGAAGGUGAAAUUCUCUUGGAUGGAAUUGAUACGCAAUCAUUAGGAUUACAUGAUUUACGAUCAAAAAUUUCAAUUAUUCCACAAGAACCAGUGUUAUUCUCUGGUACAAUGCGCAAAAAUUUAGACCCAUUUGAUGAAUAUUCUGAUGAUGUUUUAUGGCGUGCCCUCGAAGAAGUUGAAUUAAAAGAAGCUGUUGCUGAAUUAGCAGCUGGAUUGAAUAGCAAAAUGUCAGAAGGAGGUACAAAUUUCAGUGUUGGGCAACGACAACUUGUAUGUUUGGCACGUGCAAUUGUACGAAAUAAUAAAGUGCUUGUAUUAGAUGAAGCAACCGCAAAUGUUGAUCCCCAAACUGACAGUUUAAUUCAAACAACAAUUAGAAAGAAGUUUGCACAGUGUACGGUAUUAACAAUCGCACAUCGUUUGUACACUGUUAUGGAUUCAGAUCGUGUAUUAGUUAUGGAUGCUGGAACAAUGGUAGAAUUUGAUCAUCCACAUCACUUGUUACAAAAUAAAAAUGGUGUUCUUACUGGUAUGGUCAAUCAAACUGGUAAAGCGAUGGCUGAAGCUUUAAAUACUAUUGCAGAACAAGCUUUCCGAAAACAACAACGCAGAUUGUCGGAGCAAAGUAUAUAAUCAACAAAAACAGACUUAAAUUUUUUCUCAAUCAAAAUAAUUUUAUUUUUAAAUUGAAAGGAAAAAGAUUUUCAUAGAUAUUGUUUCGGUGGCACGGUUCCUUUAACGGAUAAAUUGAUAAUAAUAUUAUCAUUAGUAUUUUAUUAUUAUUAUUUUAAUCAUAAUGAUAAUAAUCAUUUUACAUUUUAUCGGUUGAAGAAACAGUGUCUUCAAUAAGUUGAAAAUGACAUAGGAAGUAAUCUAUCGCAGCGAGACACAAGAUAAUCGAUAAUUGUGUGUGAAUCACAGAUUCUUGGGUACAUUUUUUAUUUUAUGCCUGUGUUCUAAGAUGCAUUACGUACUGGAUAAAACCAAUCGCAUUGCUUUUUCUGACUGAAAAAGACAGAAGUAGAAUGCAGAGCUCUUUCUGAAUAUGCAUAUUGACGUUUAUCAAUGAAAAAUCAAAGACUAUUUAUUAUCCAACUAUCUAAGACAACAAACCACUACAAAUCGCUAUUGGAGAGGAAACAUUUCAAAUGGAGGAGAAAAAUAGUUCAAACUAAAACGAUCAUGAAAGACUGAAAUUUACCGCGAGAAAACUCCACUUGAAAAGGAUAAUUGGGAGAAACUACAUAAACUGAAACGGUCAAUAAUAAUUGAAACAAGGAAAAAUCAAUGCUGUUUGCUCAAUUGAAUCACUUGUCACGGCGGCAGAUAAUGGAUAACUAUUUACGUGACGUUCUGUCAGAUAUAGUUGCUUCCUGGGAUAGACCGCUCUUCGUAGACUUUAAUCUUAAACCUAUGUUUUAUUUCAAUAUUUAUAAUCAAUUUCGUUAAGUAACGACGCGAUCACAUGCAUAAAGAAUCUUUACUUAAAAUCAUCUCAUAGCAUUUUAAUUUAAUUUUAUACGAGACAAAGAAUUAUGU
Molecule: messenger RNA, 5566 nt
Organism: Chrysoperla carnea
Lineage: Eukaryota; Metazoa; Arthropoda; Insecta; Neuroptera; Chrysopidae
Product: ATP-binding cassette sub-family C member 4-like
Exons: 14
Coding region: 329-4660 (1443 amino acids)
Biological process (GO): transmembrane transport
Cellular component (GO): membrane
Molecular function (GO): ATP binding; ABC-type transporter activity; ATP hydrolysis activity
Source: RefSeq, a predicted model, not a curated record